CUUUUGUUAUACCUCCUGCAGUUCUCAAGGCGAAGGAGCAUUUUAACAGGGGCACAUCAUGCUGCGCAAGGCCAGCAGGGCGUUUGCACAGCCCCAAUACUCGUUACCGCGGCCUUCCACUAAUCCUAAUCACGAUCUCUCUUCAACCUCCUCUGGAACAGAUAUAUGAGCGCGAGCGUUUGAAAUAGCACCUUCAUCGCCGGAACUGUUUCUCGACACGGAAAGGGGAAUCGCGAAAAAGAGGCUCAGUUUCCUCCACAACAAGCGAGGCAGAGAUGGGCGAUCUCGAAGCUGCAGAAAAGGAAGGAUGCGAUGAACGACGGACUUAUACCUACCGCCCGAUGGAGUCCGCCACAACCAUCCGGUUGCUAGAACUAAGUCCAGGUGCCGAAGAGAACCCUUUACGCGGAAGACUGCGCCAUAUCGACAUAGACCAGCCGGGCUAUCCCGCCUUCGACCCAGUCACAAUGGACCGCGACGAACCAGACAUGCUCCACGAGUCGGCUUCCGAUCCUCAAUGUCCACGCUACGAAGCCUUGUCCUAUGUCUGGGGACCCGUGGUCUACUCGCACCCUCUCCACUGCGACGAAGGCAAAGUCUUCAUCACACCCAGCCUCGACGAAGCCCUACGGCGUCUCAGACUAUCAGACCGCGUUCGAGUCCUCUGGGCGGACGGAGUGUGCAUCAAUCAAGCAGAUGUGCAGGAGCGCGGUCAGCAGGUCAAGCUAAUGGGCAGCAUCUACAGCAAAGCCUCGCGCGUGUUGAUUUGGCUAGGCGCCGAUCCUUCAAACAAGGCGCCUGAGACCUUCCAGCUAAAGUUCGGCCUUAACGAGACUCUUACGACGGAACUGUUAGUGAACUUCGUAAAGAGCUGCAGUUGGUUUGAGCGCAUGUGGGUGGUGCAAGAAGCGUACCUCGGCCAAACGGCGCUUGCUAUAUGGGGCGAUGCGGAGAUAAGCUUCCACGAGCUGGAGAGCGCUAUGGCGAUAGUCCGGGGAAGGAUCCCGCGCGAGAGGGCUUGGAUGAUACGCAUGUAUCACACAAACUCCGCACCCUUGGACUUCUUCCAGACGCUCAGCUCUACAAGGCACCUAAAAUGCUUCGACGCCCGGGACAGAAUCUUUGCGCUCCUCGGACUCCCAUACAAGGCCAGAGACCAGAAAAUCGUCAGCAAGAUCGUACCGGACUAUACAGUACCAGUGCAUGAGCUGUACUACCAGGUUGCGUGCCGAAUGAUUGAGGCCGGGAGGGGCGCCGAUGUGCUACGCUUGGUGCUCCACGGGUCAAGUCUGGCGAAAUGGCCUCCAGACCUCCCAUCAUGGGUGCCGAACUGGGCCGACUCUUCCGCUUCGUGCUUUCCGUCUCUCUCCCACUGGAGGAUGGAGGUGCGCUCGUGGGCGUCCCUCGAUCAAUCCAACCUGAGUCUCAUUGCGCAGGGCUACACGCUCGACCGGGUGUUGGCAGCGUCGGCAUCUUGUUGGAAUGAGGAAUUUUCUGGCAUGGAUACAAUAUCUGUAACAUCCUUCUGGGAAACCAACAUCAAGUCGAUGACUGAAAAGCUUAACCGACGUGGGGAUCUUUUCUUCUGCGAAGCGAUCACAUGUGGAGGAGGCUUUUACAGCUUAGGUUGGGCAGACGCUCAGCAACAGUCUGCUGAAUGGUUCCUGAAAUUCUGGAGCGCCGAAAGAGCUGCUGCGCAGACCAUGCAGGUCUCCGGCCUUGGCGAAGAAAUGAUUGUAUCUAUCCGUCGAAGCAUUACGGCCGUGAAAGAAGAGACGAAGGAGCACGAAAACAAACCGAUCAGAAUCCCGGCUCCUGAGCGAUUCCGACACUACCUCAGGGGACGCAAACUAUUCAUUACUUCUAAUCAACACAUCGGGUUAGGUCCGGAAGCCAUGCGAGACGGAGAUGCCAUCGCUCUUUUGGACGGAGCAGAUACCCCCAUGGUCCUGCGUCAACAGGAAAGCUUCUACCAAGUCGUUGGAGCAGCAUACAUAUCAGGCCUUAUAGACGAAGAAGGAAUCCAAAUGCGGGAGCAGAUGAGCGACAAGCUUGAAACUUUCGAGCUCAGAUAAUACAACUAUCCUACACUCCUCGUUGCUAUGCGCACGUCGAAAAAGAAGUAUCUAGUCCUACGUGUAAGAACAGAAAGUACUAACCUCUUUUUACUUCUAGAUAGCCUUCUACUGCCCGCCGCACCUGUCUGCAUCUUAUUAGUCCUGCGCUCACCUACUCUGAUGCCCUGGCCAUUAGAGGGAUACUAAAUAAUCGUCCCCUCUAAUCUUUCUCUUCUGGAUGCGAUAUGCAGCAAAGCGCCCCACGAAGGUGGUUGCUAUCAAUAUUGUAAGGGCAAUCAUCCAUCGUUCAAUGUUUG
Trematosphaeria pertusa is the source of this 2374-nucleotide messenger RNA. RefSeq lists its product as uncharacterized. The transcript has a single exon. Lineage: Eukaryota; Fungi; Ascomycota; Dothideomycetes; Pleosporales; Trematosphaeriaceae. The record is from RefSeq and is a predicted model, not a curated record. Bases 276 to 2075 code for a protein of 599 amino acids.